AUGGGUGCUUCGGGAAAAUGGUUCAAGUCAUUUAUUCCUUUUCGAAAGACCUCAACUUCAACAACUGAUCAGGAGAAGGGUGGUGAAAACAAGAGCAAGAAGAAAUGGAAACUAUGGAGGGCUUCUUCAGAAGGGUCCACCGUGAAGAAAGUUGGCGAUGCUACUCUGCCUGAUUCUUCCUUUACUUAUGCGGUGGCUGUGAUGGUUCCCAAAGAUUUCAAGCUCAUCAAGCAGGAAUGGGCUGCCAUCCGCAUUCAGGCUGUGUUUCGAGCCUUUUUGGCUAGACGAGCUUUGAGGGCCCUGAGGGCAGUGGUAAGGCUACAAGCUAUUUUUCGAGGCCGGCUAGUCAGAAAGCAAGCAGCUGUCACUCUGAGGUGUAUGCAGGCUCUUGUUCGAGUUCAGGCGCGUGUGAGGGCAAGGAAUGUGAGGAAUUCUCCUGAAGGGAAAGCAGUGCAGAAAUUACUUGAUGAGCAUCGCAACCUAGCUGAUCCUUUUAAGCAGAUUGAGCAAGGAUGGUGUGACAUUCCUGGAACCAUGGAUGAAGUUAAAGCCAAACUACGAAUGAGGCAAGAAGGAGCUAUCAAGAGGGAUAGAGCAAUGGCAUACUCUCUCUCCACACAGUCAAGACUGAUUGCCAGUCCAAAUCCUAAAGCCACUAAUGCAUUGAUCCCUCUCAAGCAUCACAACCUAAGCAAUAAGAGCUUAGGAUGUAACCUGUUAGAACGCUGGAUGGAGGCCAAGCCUUGGGAGAGUCCAAUCUCCAGGAGGAGUGAAGACGUUGUUCCUGCUUUUCAAUCAAGAAAGAAUGGUGUGACAACUAGGAUUUCAGCUUUUAAACCUCUUAUAACCAGUCAAUCCACUCCAUCAUCCUCGGCCAUAAGCUCUGAAUACAUGUGUGAUGAUAGCCCUGCGUCAACUUCUUAUUCAGCUGGAUCUCCGUCUUUUACAUCCACCAAUACUGUUUUAGUGGAAGCAACAGAGGAAAGAGAUGUUCAUCAACCGAGCUACAUGAAUUUGACAGAAUCAACCAAGGCUAAGCUGAAAACUUGCCGGAGUUCUUCUCAGAAUUCAAAGAGUCUUGUAGUGGAGGAGUGUGUGUCUCACAGCACAACCACAGGUUGGAUGAUGAAUGGAGAUACUAGAAACAGUUCUAAUUCUGACCCUUCAGUUAACUUAAGGAAGGAUUAUUGUGCAACACCUCUGAGGGCAAGUUAUCAAAAACGACAAAUUGGGAUUUGA
Molecule: messenger RNA, 1239 nt
Organism: Sphenostylis stenocarpa
Lineage: Eukaryota; Viridiplantae; Streptophyta; Magnoliopsida; Fabales; Fabaceae
Source: the annotation of a GenBank genome assembly